Messenger RNA from Caenorhabditis angaria, 2791 nucleotides. The record is from the annotation of a GenBank genome assembly. Lineage: Eukaryota; Metazoa; Nematoda; Chromadorea; Rhabditida; Rhabditidae.
AUGGAAUCAAAUCCGAAAGAAGAGCGAAAUGUAGCUAGAAUGUGGGCAAUAAUUGAGGGAAUGAGAAAUAGGCUUCCGAAAUGGUCAGUGCCUAAAGUUUUGCAUUUAUUGAGGAAAGUCGAUUUUGAUGAGGUAUGGUUUUGCUUUUUUGAAGUUUUUAUAUGAAAAUUCCUGAUUUUCCGAAUAUUUUCAGGUGAUAGAAACCCUUCCAAUCAAUGAAAUUCGAAUUGAUGUAUUUGAAGACACUUCAAAACUUCGCGAAGUGUUAGAUCUUGUAUAUAAAAGACUCGAACUUCGGGAGGAUGUUUAUGGAAAAGUUGAUCAAAUAAUUGAUAUUAUUAGAAUAUUAGAAAAUUCGCCUGAAGUCAAUAAUCAAUUAACAAUUGAGCAAAAACUGGAAACUGAAGCUCCACGGCCAUAUACAACUAUAAAUGGAGUGGCAUAUUUAUCGAAAAAUGAUUUUUUGCUAUCGGUUAAUUAUUUCUUUCGACUAUCAAAGUUUAGCUAUCUUGCAACGAUUUUUUUGAAAAAAUGGAUGGUUUUUGAGAUUGGAAAUCGAAUGGCAUCAUUGCAUGGAUGUUAUGAAUAUGUGCCAAAUACAGCUCUCAAAGUUAUGGCUGAAGAUUUUUUCAUGCCUUUGACAACACUUCCAUUUAUUCGGCCACUGAAGAUUGAUCAUUUUGUGCAGCUUCGUGAUAAUUUGCCAUUUCAUGAAUACGAUUUUUUUGAGAAUGUUUUUAUGAAAAAAGUUCUGGAGAUGAAUGCGAAAACACCGAUUGAAACACAUCAACAUGUUUUUAUUGCAAGUUAUGUGCAAAUUGUUGCAACAAUUCAACGAUCUAGAAAUGUUCUGUGGACUUUUAGGAGCUUUUUUGCGCCAUCGGUGAGAGUUUGGGGGGGGGGGGAGGAAUUGAAAAUCUACACGUCAUGGAUUUUUUUUUCAAAUUUUGACUGAAAAAUUAUUAUUCUUGAAAAACAAAAAAUAUACGUUUCAAAAUUUUGAUAUAAUUUUUCAUCCAUUAUUUUUCCAAUUUUCCAUAGGCAUUCAAUGGGAAUAAAUAAAAUUUCACAUUUCAGAUUGAAAUUAGAAAAAUUCUGAUAGUAUUUUAAGAUUAGAGUCAUCGAAUAUUCACAGCCCAAAAAAGUUCCCUUAAAAUUGAGUUUUAAAAGUCUUGGAGCGAACAUCUUUUUUUUUCGAAAAGAUUCUCGCUCAAAAACUCGGUCGUGGCCUAGAAAUUCAAUUUUUCAAAUAUUAAGAUUUCUAGGCCCUUUUUGGAGGAUAAUCGGAUUUACUACAGGAUUUCUUAAAAUAUUUGGUUGGCUCAAAAAAUUAUUCUGCUCCAACCUUUAACCUUAACAGUUCCUUUAACCCUUAAGAAAUACCCAAAACCCUUUAAAAAUCCAAUUUUUUCAGCGUGAAAUAGUACCAGAAUUCGAAGGACCAUUAGUUCGAAUCAUCGAAAACGACCUAGUUUUUGCAAAAGAACUCGAUCAAGCCUUUCGAAUAACAAUGUCGAAAAAAUAUCCAAAUCGUCAAUAUAUCGAUAAUUUAUUCGAAAUUGAAACUGAAGAAGAGCGACAACUUGGAAUAAUUCUGGCAGUUCCAUUCGAAAGAUUUGUUCAUUUCGCAAAACUUCAUGAACUAGAUAUCAGCAAAGAUUUCGACAUUGUAACAGUUGGAAUCUCAAAACAUUGUUGCGCAGAAAAUCGUGGAAAUUAUGACGUGGGAAUUCCAUUCAUUUCGCCGUAUGGAACACUUUGUAAAACAAAAUAUAGUGCCUAUCGACAAAUUGUCAAUUUUUUGACAAAUAAUAUGAGAAUUUUGGUUGGUGAAUAUAAUCAUAUUAAUGAAGUUGUCGAAUGGUUGAGUCAAUAUGAAAAGCUUUUUAAAAAUCGGGUAAGGUUUAGAGCGGGGAUUCAAAUAAGAAAUUAUUUUAUGUUAGGUCGUGAAAAUUCAGAGCUAAGUCAAAAAUUGUUCUAAAAAAGUUUUCUAGCUCAAAUAGGCGCGGAUCCUAGACAAUAAGGUUCUAUAGGUGCGACUGCUUGAGUAAAAAAACCCCUAAGGCGCAGCUACUAAAGAACUGGGCUCUCAAGGCGCGGAUCCUAGACAAUAAGGUUCUAUAGGUGCGGCUGCUUGAGAAGAAGACCCCUAAGACGUGGUUACUUAAGAAAUAGGUUCUCUAGGUCUUGCUCCUUGACAAUUGAACUUUCUAGGCGCGGCUGCUUGAGUGCUAGUUCCUCAAGGCUCGGUUGCUUGACACGGGAGCUCUCAAGGCUUGGCUACUGGAAAAUAGGUUCUCUAGGCGCAGCUUCUUGGCAACAGAAAAUUUUAAAAAGUUACUCUAACUCUAAUUUACCUUAUUUUUCCUUACAGACUUAUCGAUUUUUCAUCGAAGAAUGGAAAAUCGACGAAAUUUUGCGUUUGGCUCGAACCGAAUUAUCUUGUUAUUCAAAACAACUUCCACUUUUUCAUAUACCAUCGGAAGCUGAAAAAAAUCGACUUUUACUCGAGAUCCAACAAUUUGGCGGCAAAGUUCGAUGUCAAAAUCAUCCCAAGAAAAAUGCAAAGAAUCUUACGCCAAAACAAAAAAUGGAGAGGAAAAUGGAGGAAUUCGAGAAUUUGGAGAAACGUCGAAAAUUGCAUGCUCAAGAAAUGUUUGAAGUUGAGAAACGAAUAACGGGCAAAAAAACGGAUGAGGAUUUGAAAAACGUAUUUAAUUUUAUGCUCAAUUUAUCAGGAGUUCCGGAGAAUUUUGAAGAAUCUGGACAAUUUCCAAGCACUUCGAAAUAG